GUAUAUUCCACCUUUUUCUUAUCGGGCUCGGACUGCUUGGCAAAAAUUGAAAAUCGCGAGACACAAAACAAGAUGGCGUCAGGAUACGAUGGUCAUGUUUCCAAACGCCAACGACGAGAUAACGAUGAGAACCCUCUGAAUCCAUCACCUUCACAAGUGGUACAUGUUCGAGGACUGGCUGAAAACAUACUGGAACAAGAUCUGAAAGAUUCAGUUCAGCACUUCGGACCCGUCAGUUAUGUGGUUUUGAUGCCAAGAAAACACCAGGCUUUAGUGGAAUUUGAGGAUAUUUCUGGAGCCACAAGUUGUGUUAAUUAUGCAGAGGAAAAUCAGAUAUAUGUUGCUGGCCAGCCUGCAUACUUCAACUUCUCGACAAGCCAGAGAAUUCAGAGACCAGCAGGCGGGGAGGACCACAGGGGAGGGAAUCACAUCCUGUUGUUUACCGUUCUUAACCCGCAGUACCCUAUCACUGUGGACGUAAUGCACAAGAUUUGUACUGCCUAUGGACAAGUUCAGAGGAUUGUUAUCUUCAAGAAAAAUGGUGUACAGGCUAUGGUUGAAUUUGACACAGUUGAUACUGCUAAAAGAGCCAAGCAGAACUUGAAUGGGGCUGACAUAUACUCGGGUUGUUGCACCCUGAAAAUUGAUUUUGCCAAGCCCACUAGAUUGAACGUUUUUCGCAACGACAAUGAAAGUUGGGAUUAUACUCAGUCUAGCCCAGAGAAAGACCCUGCCAAUCAGCGUAACGGACCGCUCUUAGCUGACCCCCGGUACACCAACGCUCCCAUUCCAUACGAUGGGCGGUCAGGUGCUCCCCCUGGUCCAACCCCGGGCUAUGGUGGAGGCCCAGGGCCAAAUCAAGGCUACCCCCCGGCAGGUGCUCCCUCUGGGGGGUAUGGUGGAGGGGGAUAUGGCCCAAGUUAUGGUAGUGGCUAUGAAGGGGAUGAUGGAUAUGGGUCACCAAUGUCACCACGGCAACAAGGUUAUAGCAAUCGAGGAGACAGGUUUUCUGGAAAUCAAGGUCCCCCAGUGCAACAAAGAAAUGAAGAUGAAAAUGAAGUCAAAACAAGAUUUGAUCGUGGAGGAUAUGGUCAUCCCAACAUGCCUGCCCAGGGGUACCAGGAGCAAGGACCCCCACCCCCAGGGGCCAUGUUCCAGGGCUCGGUCAUCAUGGUAUACGGAUUGAAUCUGGAUAAGAUCAGCUGCGACAAACUGUUCAAUCUGUUCUGUUUGUAUGGAAAUGUUGUGAGGGUAAAGUUUCUGAAAAGCAAGGAAGGUUCUGCCAUGGUACAGAUGGGGGAUGCGAUGGCAGUCGAUAGAUGCAUGCAAAAUCUCAACUACAUGACUUUAUUUGACAACAAAAUCACCCUGGGCCAUUCCAAGCAGGCCUUCUUGCAAGAUGUUCCAAAUCCUUACGAGUUACCUGAUGGAACUCCGUCCUUCAAGGAUUACAUGGGAAGUCGGAACAACAGAUACGCUAAUCCAGAGGCAGCCAGCAAAAAUCGCAUAUUACCACCUUCAAAAGUUCUGCAUUUCUUCAACACUCCCCCCAACAUUUCAGAGGAACAGCUAGGAGAGGUCCUUGAAAAUGUUGGCGCAGCUAAACCUUUUAAGGUCAAAUUGUUUGCAUCCAAAAGUGACCGAAGUUCUUCUGGUUUGAUGCAGUUUGAAUCCAAAUCAGAAGCUUUAGAAGCCCUGGUGUUGGCCAAUCAUGCAUCCAUUCCAAAUCCAGCUGGGAAAAGCCCAUAUGUGAUGAAGCUGUGUUUUUCUGGUGGCCCCAUCAAGGAAUAAGAUAAACUAUAAGAAUCUCAAAAAAUCUGUGUCUUUGUGAAAUAUUACAUACAAAUUUUUAGCCCCCUGUUGAUUUUGUCUUGUGUUAUGUACAUAUGUUUGAGUAUGACGUUUUUCAGACAUAUUUUAGCAAAGCGCCUGUGUACUAUAUUAUGUCAUAUCAAGAUAUUGAUUUUGCUUUUUUACUCCAUGUAGAUUUGUCAAUAAAAUAUGAGUAGUUUAA
This is a messenger RNA of Magallana angulata, 2014 nucleotides long. RefSeq names its product heterogeneous nuclear ribonucleoprotein L-like. Gene Ontology annotation, molecular function: mRNA binding. Lineage: Eukaryota; Metazoa; Mollusca; Bivalvia; Ostreida; Ostreidae. The transcript has 19 exons. Gene Ontology annotation, biological process: regulation of RNA splicing. The record is from RefSeq and is a predicted model, not a curated record. Bases 73 to 1791 code for a protein of 572 amino acids. Gene Ontology annotation, cellular component: nucleus.